GGGUUAUAGUCCAUCCCCCAAAUGAAACUAUUAUAUUCCCAAUUAAAACAGAACCGAAAGUACGUCCGAGUUAUUUGGCUUGGCCCAUGAUCACAUCGUUAUUUGCCUGCGAUGCUUAUAUUCAAUAAACGCCUGGCCCUUUUUUUAACCCAUAAAAAGCCAAACAUAAAAGAGAUCCGAAAUUAAACAGUGGUAUACGUUAAAUGCAGAUGUGUCGCAUCAGAGCAAUGUGGUUCUUACGGGGAAAGGGUUUUUUUUUUUUUUUUUUUUUUUUUUUUUUUUACAAGAGCUUUAAAGGGAGGGGUGGAAUGUUAGUUUGUUUGUGACAUCACAAGCGAGGGGGCCCAAUCAGAAUUGAGAAUUAGACAAUUAUUUAGUGGGCAGGCUCCUAUAAUAUACUGUACUCUGGAGUUUUCUUGAAAGAAAGAAAUAAAGCCCAAAAGGUAGAGGUAGAUGUAAAGAUGCUGGGGUGUUUUGUGCUUUUCUUACUAGAUAUUUUCGCUUUUUAUCUAAAUGCAUGUAUUAAAAGAUGGAUUGUGGAUGAUAUAAGUGGGUGUAUUUCCCCUAUAUGUAGCAUUAGCUUUCUUUAAUUUAAUAUUUUAGUUAUUAGUGUGUUUUUUGUUAUUAUUAUUCCUUGAGUAUUGUAUUUAUUUAUUUAUUUAUUUAUUCAUAUUUAACAAAAAAAAAGAAAAAUCUGGAUUUGUUGCGUCCGAAGUAUGCAGCUGCAAACAACGGUUACAUUUUCUAACAUUUUGCAACAUCUACGAUUUUUUUCACCACUGUGGAGCAUACAAAACAAGGGAAGAACUGCUUUCAAUCUGAAAUUAUUUUAUAUUCUUAUUAAUACUACUGUUAUUUAAAUAGCUUUUUUUUUGUUUGUUUGAUUUAUUUUAUUUUAUUUUAUUUUAUUUUUUUGUAUAUUGAGGUGCACGUCAUGAAGACAAAUGCAAAUGGUUGAAACCAUUCUUAUGAAAAUGAAAUAUAACUGCAAUUCUAAAAAUGAAGCAUUUCAAACCGGAUAUCAAGAAAUAGAGGGGAUCAACAUGGGGUUCUUGAGAAUCAAGGGGAGGCAGAUGUUUGCGCUGGCGCAGGUUUUCAGUGACCUGUUUAAAGAUAUUCCCAGGACUACGGUCAACAAAAGAAUGGAGGUUUUAAACAUCCGUAGCCGGCGCUGUGAUAUUCAAGAGCUCCGGACUCUAAAGGCCAUUCAUUCCGUCCCGGUGCGAGCUGUGAAAUGCUCCCUGAUUACCAAAGAAGAUCUGGAGGCUUUGUGCGCAUCCUGCCAGACCCUGAGCCCAAAGAAAAGAAGAAAGAAAAGAAAAUGCAAAAAGACGGAAAACGACAGUUCAUCGGACACGCUUUCUACCAGGCUUUGCAAAAAAAACAAUACUGAUGCCAAGACACUUCUUGCCAAAGACAGUGCUGUGCUGACUGUCGCUGGCGCCGCACAGCGAGCACGGCGGCUCCGACAGCUCCACUCAAAACCAGCUCAAAAUUUCUCCAAAUCUAAAAACACCGGGAGCAGUCAACUGCUGGAACCCGUUACUAGAGACCUCAGAAACUAUGAAAAAGUUGCAAAAGGACUAAACUGUUACGGUUUGAAAGGGGUAAAUGGGAUUCUUCCACAAGCCUUUGUGGGCACCUACCCGAAUAAGACGCUCCACUCCGCCAUUGCAGGAAACGACUGUAGCAAGACCAGCCUUCCGCUGUGCUUAAGGGGCAAAAAUCCUUGUUACAGCCGCUAUGAGGAGUACUCAAACGGGUGUGUGAAAAAACGUGAUUCGCCAGCGCUGCUGAUGGGCAAUAAAUCCUUGAACUUUGCAUCAAAGAACGGGAAAAUCGGUGGUGUGAGUGCGGGCGGGUUAAAGAAAGCGCACUGCGCUCAGGGUACAUCUGCGGGAUACUCCAGCGAUUCCGAGUCCAGUUUAGACCUCGAGAAGGAUUCCGAUUUCGGCUCCAGCUUCCAGUCUACCUCUACAGAAUCUUCAGAUGAAGACGACCACCUCGACGGGAUAUCCGCCCUGUCGUCCAGCAGCGAGGAGGGCAGCUCGUCCGAAUCCGACUCGAGUUCGGUCUGCAGCGGGGACUCGGUGCAGAGCACCCGCUACAGACAAGCUGCCUUGCCGACCCCCAUCUCCAGGUUUCAGCUUCCCUCAAGCAGGGACGCAGAACAUGAAAAACCUGCAAGCAGGCUCCUAUCCACUGAACCCCCCCUGGAAAUAAAAACCGAGCCCCCCUGCCUUGACCCUGGCUUUCUUUUACCGGAGCAGCACGGGCAGCGUUGGGCAACUUGCACCCCCACUUUUAAUUGUUCAGAAGAAAUAAUAAAACCCGAACCAAACUGGGCUGCUACGACUGGAUCGUGUUUAACAGCAGAAACUGAAAGAAAACGAGAUCAUGCGGCAGCAUUCAUUGGUGACCGUGCAAAACAUGGGGCCUCACCGCUUCGCCCUCAGGGGCGCAUAGAGCCUUCACAACAAAAGGCCCCUUCUUUAGACCCCCAGGGAGGCUUCGAGGCUGCUCUUCCACUUCUUAAAAAUGGGAACUAUUUGCACAAAGGUUCACCAGACAAUGGGACCUCGUUAGGCAUCGCUGACCAAGCAGAGAGCCAAAUUAAAGCCUUAUCCCCGGAAUCUGCUUUCCAGAACGCACCUUCGUGCAGCAGCGGGGCCCCCAUUCAAGCGGCUGUCCAAAACUGCACAGGAACUGACCGCAUUUGCAUUGUCGCUGAUCCCGCGGGGGACAUCAAAGAGCAACGCAAGGAUAAGUUCGAGAGGCUUAUUAGGACGUCUAAAUUGUGGUGCUACGCCAAAGGGUUUAAUUUUGAUGGAAAAAACGCAGGUUACACAACCGCCGCUGCUUAUGAAGCCGCUGCGAGGGUUUUUAAGAGUAAAGUGUCUAAAAAUCACUCGGGGGGUGCGGCUGCUGCCGCUGGCGGUGGAGGCGGGGGUUCAUUUUUCAAAACUUUUAACUCUCCCAAAUCCAAAGGCCGAUCUACCUUGUCAAGCAAGGCUUUUAAAGUCAAUGGCCUGGAAAGGAAUUUGAAAAGGAACCGGGCUCCCAAACGCAACGACGCGGAACGGAAACAAAGAUGUACUAAGGGGGCUUCAAAAAGAGGCAAAAAAGCAAAUAUCAGAAAUGCUGCUAAAGCUGGCGCUGCUGCUGCUGCUGCCUUUUCCUGUAAACGCAAAGCCAGCGGCGGCAGCGCGCCAUCGACCCCCGUUAAAAGACCCUUUUCUUUGCUGGAUAGUUUCACCUGCCCCCCCUCACUCGUUGUCGGAGAAGACGGAGACUUAAGUCCUGCCUAUUCACUUUGUUCUAAAAAUUGUUUACCGCGUCAAAAAGCGCACUCUUCGUGCCGCAUGUGGCAACUGGGAGGAAGUGCCACUCCGGUGCCUCCCAGUCAUAAAUUCAGGGGUUAUAAUUUAGAAGAUUAUUGACGCUCACUGGCCUGCCCUAAACUAUUACUUACAAUGUUUACAUGCAACA
Messenger RNA from Polyodon spathula (Mississippi paddlefish), 3489 nucleotides. RefSeq names its product SKI/DACH domain-containing protein 1-like. Bases 945 to 3440 code for a protein of 831 amino acids. The transcript has a single exon. The record is from RefSeq and is a predicted model, not a curated record. Lineage: Eukaryota; Metazoa; Chordata; Actinopteri; Acipenseriformes; Polyodontidae.